Messenger RNA from Oppiella nova, 1486 nucleotides. Lineage: Eukaryota; Metazoa; Arthropoda; Arachnida; Sarcoptiformes; Oppiidae. The record is from the annotation of a GenBank genome assembly.
GUUUCAAACACUGUGUCACUGAAAAUCAAUUGUGUUGUCAACUCUUGGGAUCAAUUAAAUUGUGACCAAAACCUACAGACGCUUAUCGCCGCCACUCGUGAACAUGUCUUAAUAGCAUCGCAUCUAAUCCGUUGACACAGCCGAAGACAACUCGUGUCAUGUCUUCAUCUAAUCUGGUGUUCAGACAACUGCAGGAGAGGUCACAGAAACGCCGCAAACUAUUGGCUCAACAGUUAGGUGUUGGAGACGCGGAGGAAUUGUCCACAGUUUUGGGCACAGAUAGCGAGCGCACUCGUGUGGGCGCCCACAACGUCACCGGUGGUGACCAACACGUGGCCACCGAUGACACCACUGGUGGCAACGGAUCCACUGCUGACUGCGCCGCCGAUGAGCGCUCAGGCGAUAAGAGUUGCGCCAAAGAUGGCGACGAAAGUGACACCAAAAGAGUCAAAUCCGACGCCAACGACGAGCACAUCGACGGCGCCGAAGAAAUGGUCACUUAUACUGAUUCGAGUACUUUCCUGAAGGGCACCCAAUCCGCGAACCCACACAACGAUUACUGUCAGCACUUCGUGGACACCGGGCAGAGGCCGCAGAACUUCAUCCGAGACGUGGGACUCACCGACCGGUUCGAGGAGUACCCGAAGCUCAAGGAGUUGAUCCGCUUGAAGGACGACCUGAUCGCCGGCACCGCCACUCCGCCCAUGUAUUUGAAAUGCGAUUUAAGACAAUUCGACUUAAAGGACAUUAAAUGCAAAUUCGAUGUCAUUCUCAUCGAACCGCCUCUCGAGGAAUACCAGCGAACACACGGCGUGACGAACAUUGCGUUCUGCGAUUGGAUGGAUGUCAUGAAUCUGGCCAUCGAGGAGGUGGCCGCCCAGCGAUCAUUUGUCUUCUUGUGGUGCGGUUCCAGCGAAGGCCUCGACUACGGUCGGCAGUGCCUCCGGAAGUGGGGAUUCCGUCGAUGCGAAGACAUCUGUUGGAUAAAGACUAACAUCAAGACUGAGGGCCACUCGAAGAACUUGGAGCAGAACGCGCUCUUCCAGAGGACUAAAGAGCACUGUUUGAUGGGUAUUAAGGGGACGGUUAGGCGCAGUACUGAUGGCGACUUCAUUCACGCCAACAUUGACAUCGAUCUGAUAAUCAGCGAAGAGUUCGAAUACGGAUCCAUUCAGAAACCCGAAGAGAUAUUCCAUAUCAUCGAACACUUCUGUUUGGGUCGACGGAGACUCCAUGUGUUCGGUCGGGACUCCACCAUAAGGCCGGGUUGGCUCACUGUAGGGCCCGGACUCACGAACAGUAACUUUCACGCCGAGACGUACGGCAGUUAUUUCAGCGACGACUUGACCACCCGUUGCACCGAUAGGAUCGAGUCGUUGCGGCCCAAGUCGCCCCCGCCUAAGGCUAAAGGUCAGGGCGGCCGGGGGUCUAAUGCCGGGCGCGGCGGUAGAGGCGGUCCCCGCAGGGGUUCCCAGAGAUAGUGGAC